UAAAUUGUUAACUUUCGAAGUUCAGAUAAGUGGCAACGUUGUUAAAAUUUAUAAAAUUGUCCUGCAACAGAUGAAAGCUAUAUAACUGCAUAGAUUAAUAAUAAAUUGAAUCGGCAUAUAAAACUAGCAUAAACAUUAAGUGUAAUGAAGGCGGUAGAAGAAAAAGCAUUAAGUUCCGGUUUACCACAAAAGCGGUAUUAUCGUCAGCGCGCUCAUUCUAAUCCAAUAGCGGACCACUCUUUUACAUAUCCCGCACAUCCAAGUGAUUUUAAUUGGUCUACUUUAUAUCCACAUAUUUCAUCAAACGAAGAGGUGAAAUUUGCUGACAUUGGUUGCGGUUAUGGUGGAUUUUUGGUUACACUGGGUGAAAUGUAUCCUUCAGUUUAUUCCAUUGGCUUAGAAAUUCGUGUUAAGGUUUCAGAUUAUGUCAUGGAUCGUAUUACUGCACUUCGCGAAAUACAUCCUAACGCCUAUACAAAUAUAGCGUGUAUUAGAACAAAUGCUAUGAAGUAUCUACCAAAUUUUUUCUAUAAGGGUCAGUUAGAAAAAAUAUUCUUUUUAUAUCCAGAUCCACAUUUUAAAAGAGCGAAACACAAAUGGCGUAUAAUUAACCAAGCAUUAUUGUCAGAGUAUGCUUAUGUAUUAAAAGCGGGAGGUAUGGUAUAUAUUAUGACUGACGUAGAAGAUUUGUAUUCUUGGAUUCUAUAUCAUUUAGAAAGGCAUCCAUUAUACGAAAAAGUUGGAGAAAAAGAAAUCGCUUCUGAUCCUCUUACACCAAAAUUGUACCAAAGCAGUGAAGAAGGCGCAAAAGUUGUAAGAAAUAAAGGGCAACACUUUUUAACUGUUUUUAAAAGGAUUUAAGAAUUUUAAUUAUUUGUUUGUUUUCAAAUAUAUUGAUUUCGAUGUCCAAUACCUUUACAA
This is a messenger RNA of Teleopsis dalmanni, 921 nucleotides long. RefSeq names its product tRNA (guanine-N(7)-)-methyltransferase-like. Gene Ontology annotation, cellular component: tRNA methyltransferase complex. Gene Ontology annotation, biological process: tRNA methylation; RNA (guanine-N7)-methylation. The transcript is spliced from 4 exons. The record is from RefSeq and is a predicted model, not a curated record. NCBI's taxonomy places the organism in Eukaryota, Metazoa, Arthropoda, Insecta, Diptera, Diopsidae. The coding region runs from base 145 to 861 and encodes 238 amino acids. Gene Ontology annotation, molecular function: tRNA (guanine(46)-N7)-methyltransferase activity.